UCGACUCUCUCUUGACAACCUCGAUCGAUACGGAACCUCCCCCCAGCUGGUCCUCAGCACUUCAACCCUCCUUGCUGAGGAUUGUCUUCUGCUUUACCUCUCAAGAUCAAUCACGCGCUCGAACAGCCAUCCGCAAAGAUGCACGCUUCAGAGCUCAGCCAGGCGAAUUUCACUACCUUCAACCAGCUGGAACGUAUUGCUUCAGCUUUCUCCUUGUGUGGAACAGCAUUCGUCGCAGUCACCUUCCUCAGCUCGGAAGCUUUCCAAAAACCCAUCAACCGCUUAGUGUUCUAUGCUUGCUUGGGCAACAUCUUCACCAAUGUCGCCACCAUCAUGGCUAGAGCAGCAGUUGAGGCCGUCUCGGAUGGCAACUUCAACACACCCUUGUGCCAGUUCCAGGCUGUCUUGAUCCAAAUGUUUCUUCCUGCAGAUGCUCUCUGGACUUUUGUCAUGGCUCUGAAUGUCUACCUGACCUUCUUCCGCGGGUUCACUGGCCCUGAGCUUCGCAGACUUGAGAAAUAUUACUUUAUCGCCUGCUAUGGAAUCCCGUUCGUCCCGGCUCUGGCUUUCGUCUUCGUCACCAAUGCCAAACAAGGCCACAUGUAUGGGAAUGCUGCCCUGUGGUGUUGGGUCUCUAGUGAUUGGGAUGUCUUCCGCAUUGCGACCUUCUAUGGUCCUGUAUGGUUGGUCAUUCUAGCGACUAUUGCAAUCUACGUCUAUGCUGGAAAAGAAAUCUACAACAAGACGCAGCUUCUACGUGACUUCAAUAAGCGUAUGCCUGAUCCAAUGAUCAUUCCCCAUGAUCCAUUCAGUGGUCAUCCCAAUGAGGUUGUCUAUGUUACUUCUCAAACCACUGUCGAGUCCUCGGCUCCCAUCGAUUUAAGUCAGCUCACCCCAACUGGCCGCCAACAGCCUGGAGCACCUACACCUGCACUCGAAUCUAAAUACAAUGUCACGAUCACCGCUGGCUCCAAAGACAAGGCCGACGCGCCUCUCGAAAAUGUCACGCGAUUUUCGUACGAUGAGAAAUCCCCUUCCGAAUCACGCCCCUUGCCGGAGCCUCCUGUGUCCGUCCUCACGCCGACUACGCCAAGCUACAGAACACCUCAAUCUGGCAGAAGACCGGCUUCACUACAAGCUACUACCGCGAUGUUGUCCUACACCAAGGUCGCUGGUUUGUUCUUCUUAGCAAUGAUGAUGACCUGGAUCCCUUCUUCUGCAAAUCGGGUCUACUCGGUCAUCAACCCAGACGAUGUCUCUCUUGUUCUUGAGUGCUUCUCCGCUUUCGUCCUUCCUCUUCAAGGUUUCUGGAACGCUUUGAUCUACGCUACCACCAGCAUUCCAGCUUGCAAAUCUCUGUGGAAGCAGGUCAAGGAGCAACGACGCCUGAGCGGCAGCGGUCUGCGCAAUCUCGCACGCGGCUUCCCGUCUGAUGGUGAGAGCGUCCAACCUCACAUUCCACAUCACCACUCUGGUGGUCACCAGAGGAUCAAGUCACGUUACCAUGAGCACGAGACCGACUCCAUGACAGAGCUCAAGGAAAGCCGUCCACAAACUGGCAAGAGUACUCGAGGAGGAAGUGGUGACUCAACCGAUCCCAUCGUGCAUGUCCUGUCCCAAGAAGAUUACUCGAGAGGUUUCUCAGGGGUCUGAGCGCUUCCGAAUAGCAUUUUCUUCUUCGUCCACAGGGACAUGGGCUUAGCAUGGCGUUUUGGGACGGUAAUUUGGCGGAGAGUCAAGGUCGACGGGUGGAGUUGUGGUUGAUACCGGGUUUUUGUCUUCUCUUCUCGGGCAUUUGAUCACAUGAUCAAGUUGUCAUUCUUUUGUACUUUCUCUUCUUCGGCACUGAACCUUUUUCCAGUUCUUCUGAGGGAGACGAAAAAUGGGUGUACAUUAAAAAAUGGGCAUGGCUGUAUCAUAUGUCUCACGGCGAGCUGGUUGUAAAUGGAAUAAAAAAAACUUUCUAG
This is a messenger RNA of Mollisia scopiformis, 1967 nucleotides long. RefSeq lists its product as uncharacterized. The record is from RefSeq and is a predicted model, not a curated record. Gene Ontology annotation, biological process: cell surface receptor signaling pathway; adenylate cyclase-activating G protein-coupled receptor signaling pathway. NCBI's taxonomy places the organism in Eukaryota, Fungi, Ascomycota, Leotiomycetes, Helotiales, Mollisiaceae. The coding region runs from base 139 to 1653 and encodes 504 amino acids. Gene Ontology annotation, cellular component: plasma membrane. The transcript has 3 exons. Gene Ontology annotation, molecular function: G protein-coupled receptor activity.